AUGGACGCGCUUGUCGGCAAGUACACGCAUAGCACACAUCAGGACGACUAUGCAGAUGACUCUAGGGCCAAUAUUCAGUUCCUAAAAUAUGACUUGCCUUCGCUCGCUAAUCCUGGCGCAUUUCUAAAGAUGCACACGGACGAUGUGGCUAAUCCAGCGUGUAAGAUCAAGAUUGCGCACGGUACAACGACUCUUGCCUUUCGCUUCAAGGGCGGUGUUGUGGUUUGCACAGAUAGUCGUGCAACAGCCGGCUCAUGGAUCGCAUCGCAGACCGUUAAGAAGGUGAUCGAAAUCAAUCCAUACCUACUCGGUACCAUGGCAGGUGGUGCUGCAGAUUGUCAAUACUGGGAGACCUUCCUCGGGAUUCAAUGUCGCUUGCAUCAGCUCAAAAACAAGGAACUCAUUUCCGUGGCUGCCGCAUCCAAGAUUCUCAGCAACAUUGUCUAUAAUUACAAAGGCAUGGGUCUGUCGAUGGGCACUAUGCUUGCUGGGUGGGAUAAGACUGGACCAGCCUUGUUUUAUGUUGAUUCCGAUGGUACACGCAGCAAGGGCAACUUGUUUUGUGUUGGAUCCGGAGCCACAUUCGCCUAUGGUGUACUGGACGCCACCUACCGGUUUGAUAUGGAAGAUGAAGAAGCCAUUGCACUUGGACGGCGGAGUAUCUUGGCAGCGACGCAUCGUGAUGCAUACUCUGGAGGUUUUCUCAACUGCUAUAUCGUCAAGGAGAAUGGAUGGCAAAAGCUCGGCUUUGACGAUGUCGACGGCAUCUUUUGGGAGACAAAAGUCAGGGAACAGUCUUUUAUGAAUGUACCUGGAGAAAACGAGGUGCCAGCAGAGACGCUGCCUAGUGAUGCUUAG
Protomyces lactucae-debilis is the source of this 858-nucleotide messenger RNA. RefSeq names its product nucleophile aminohydrolase. The transcript has 2 exons. The coding region runs from base 1 to 858 and encodes 285 amino acids. Lineage: Eukaryota; Fungi; Ascomycota; Taphrinomycetes; Taphrinales; Protomycetaceae. Gene Ontology annotation, cellular component: proteasome core complex. Gene Ontology annotation, molecular function: threonine-type endopeptidase activity. The record is from RefSeq and is a predicted model, not a curated record.